CAAAGGUGGAAACUCUAAUGGCAGCAGCAGAGCAGUGCAGUAGAACUUGCGUCAGUGAGGGCUGAGAGGGAUGAGGCAUGUCCCACACUGGAGGUGAGCAGUAAAGGAAGGAACGAGCACUGAAGUGAGUGAGGGGCUUCAGGGCGCCGAGUGUGAGCAGGGGGCGCCAGUGAGCUCGGGAGAGAAAUGAUAUAAGGGACCUGCCCAGACAGGCGGUCUACGCAGGAGGAGAGCGGAUCGGCAGGAAGCUGAGCUCAGCACGAUACAAGUGCACGUGCCCUACGGCUGCGGGGAACACCAGGAUCAGGCAGAGUGAAGCAAACAACUGGAUUUUUGGGCGUCUGACAGGAGCUUGCCUGCACUGAAUAUUUGCCAGUGAGAAACCUGAUCUUGUAAAUAGAAUGUCGUGAAAAGAGUAAUGCAGGUACCAGGAUGAGUGUGCAGACAACAGCAACUAAAAAGAAUGUUUUUCAGAACCCUUUGUGUUUGGAUGAUAACAAUGGAAAUAAUUCUGAAAGUAAGAAUAUUGCCAGCUGCCCCAAAUAUGAAUGGAAUGUAAAUGUUAAUGGUCAGGGUCCUGGGGUGAACGACCAUUCCAUUUUGGACCAACAGAGUGACAAUGAGGCCCACAGACAUUAUUUAUUACAGAGCCCCAAUGCCUUGGAGCUGGACAGCACUUUGGACUAUAUAGGUAAUGCAGCCGAAUACUGUGACGCCUUUAAUCUAAAAUCUGAUAAGGGACGUAAAACUGUUAAUUCCAGCCUUUUGCUUGAAAAUACAGAGGAGGAAGAUGAAACGGUUGAUUAUAUUAACAAUAAACUCUGUAAUAAAAUGCAAGACAUUUUAUGCUCUCCCCCUGUACCAAUCCAAACUUUGGGAUCCAAUGAAAUCCAUAAGAGUCUUGGUGCGAUCACAGAUAAGGACAGUGCAUACAGCCAGAGUGCUGAGCAGUCUUUCUGUGUACAGGAAUCCACUGAUUAUUUGUGCAAAAUGGAGCCCAAAUGGACUGUUCAGGCAUGCCUUGGUGAUGCUGAAAAACUGUGUGGGAAUGAAACAAGUAAUCUGGCAGAUAUUGGCAACACCGAUAACAAAUAUGAACGCAAUUCAAGCUUUGGCAUUUUAGCUUUGUCGUUGGAUUUUACAGAUGAAAUGUGUAUGAGAAAGAAUAGUUUGGUUUCAAGUGGUUCCGAGAAGCCCCUCAGCGCUUCAAUACUGGAAGGUUCAAUAUUACCCAAUAGUUCAAUUGAUGUGUUUACAGGGUCUGUAGAGAAGAUGGACAAUAAUUCUGGUUUUUGUCAGGGUGCUGGACUUUCCUUAGGAGACCUGAAUUAUCUUGAAGUGCCUCAUCAAAAUAAUUCCAACGAGACUCCACAGAGUAAAAUCUUUCUAACUCCUGAGAACAGCGUAUUUACAAAUGAAACCAGUGAAGUGAUGCUAGAAGUGAAUGCUUGUAGGGUUACUGAUAAAGCUGAGGAAUCACCCCUUCCAAACCUUAGAUUAAGCAGAGAUGUUGAAAAAGAGGAUUCUGCUCCAGAGACAUCUCAGGAGGAAUUUGUUUCAGAUUCUGUCCCUGCGACGCCCCUGGAAGAACGUGUCUCAGAACGAAUUAACAAUAAAAACAGUAUUAAAAACAAAGAAAUUAAUGGCGAAGCACAUUCCUUAGAGUCCCCUGCUAGACCUGAUUCUUUCAGUUCAGAGUUAAAGGAUUUGUUGAGUAAUGGAUCAGGGCAAAACUCUGAAGAGACAUUUAUAAUUUGUAGCCCCCAUUCAGGAAUUGGGUCUAAAGCUUUCACCUCCACUCCAUUGCCUGAAUCUAAAAAUAUAACCUUCUCUGUCCCAGUGCUGGACAGUAUCACAGAGAACAAAAAGCUCCAGCAGAAUCUUGAAGCUGUUAAGGAUAACCUGGAAGGACAGAGAUGUGGCUCUGACGGCAAUACCGCAACAAAGACAACCAAUAAGAAACCUGCAGUAGUGUCUGUAGUUGGCAAAGCAAAGAAAAAUGAAGUUAUAAGCUUUCCUAAACCCAAUUUUAAAAAUGUCAAAGCAAAAGUGUUCACUAGACCGUCCUUACUAGUAAAGGACAAUAAUCCAUCUGCUUCUAAAACAUCACCUAGAUCACCUCCAUCAUGGUCUAAUACAUCUUCACCUGCCCAGUCUCCACGACCGUUGUCCUCUACUGUCAAAACUGUUCCAAAAAGGUCUGUGAUCGACCAAGAAGUUAAAUUAGAAGCAGCUAUUGCUAAAUCUCAAAAGCAACCAAUUACUAAGCAGCUCUUCCCUACCCGGGCUGCACAUGUCCCAACCCAUUCAAAACAUGCUUUAGGUAAGGUUCCCAGAGCUGCUGCUUUAAAGCACACUCAAGAUGAGACUGAGAAAGCGAGUUCUACAAAUUCAACACGCUCCUCUGCUGCUGCUGCCUUAACUUGCACGGCAAGCUCCAGAUUGACAGAAAAUAAGAGUGAAAAGACAAGAACUUCUGCAAAGCCCAGUGCACUAAAUGUGGAGCUUAUGGGGCCAGACAAAAUUAAGCAGAACGGAAUUAUUCACCCUCCAUUUGACAAAGCAGAAUCUCUUAAGGAAGCUAAGGGAGUUACUGUAUCUGGAGAUAUGGAUAUCUUGGCUAACAUAGUGCCUUUACCUACUAAGUUGGCAAUUCCAAGCAGCCGCAAUUUGCACAAGGAGUUUAUACUUGGUAUCAAGAAUGUAGCCUCUCAGCCUGCCAAGGGACGAGUACUGACCACUGUACAGAGGCGAGGAAGCCUGGGCAAAAACAUCCUGACCAUCCAAGUGUCCUCUCCUCCGAGAGAGAAGCAACAAGUGACAGUUGAGAGGGGAUUAACUUCUCCCAAGGGAAGGCCUAUUUCUGUAAAAGCUUCAGCAGUGAAUGGGACAGGAUCUUUACCUAGAACCAGACUACCCCGUAGAGGAACUGCGCUCCAGAGAACAGCUAGUGUCUCUUCUGUGUGCAGUACGCAGAGCGAGCAGAGCAAUUUGAGUACUAGGUCUACAACCACCACUAGCAGCAUAAAAACCGGGGAUAUUCCUACUGCAAAAUGUAUACGACCAAACUCUGCCUCUGGGGCCCUAACUGCAAAGUCUUCGAUUCCAAGGGGCAGAUCUCAGUCUCUCAAAGUCACACAGACAGUUACAGGAACUAAGAAAAGCCCUUCUGUUAUCCCAACUUUGCCAAGAUCAUCUGGGCCAUCAGUGUCUUUGACAAAGAAGCUAGAUGCAAAAUCACUUCAGAAUGAUUACUCUACCGCGCAUGUAUACCUGGACCAGAACGUAGAGAAGAUGACCCCCCUGCCCAAGUUCUCGGAUAAGAAACUAUAAUUGCUAGGGGUGGCUAACAUUUUGGCACCCCAGUAAGUCUAUCUUUCCUUCUUUAAAUAAGAUUUGUGUAAAGAUGCACAUACAAAGAGGCUUUUUGUAUAAUGCAGUUUCUGACCAUAGUGUACAUUACCCUGGUCUGUGCAUGUUUAGUUAAAUGAUGUGUUUUAUAAAUUAUAUGUAUUAUAAAUACAUGGUUGAUACGUUGCUUCACCUCACCACAAUCUGUAAUUGGCCUUGCCACCUACGUAAACUAUGAUUUCUAUUAGAAAUAUUGCUAUUUAUUUCUAGCCCUAUGAAAUGAUAGCCAGGUGCCUUAUGAUUUUAGAAGUAUAUCCAGAAUAUAAGAGCUCAUCCUGCAGACCAUUUCAUAUUUUGUUGUAAUUGUACAAGAGGCACUUUUACACCACUACUUACAGUGGCCAGAAUUGUUAAUUUCUUAUUGAUGAUUAUCAGCUUCCUAUAUUAGAGAGUUUUAUUGGUAAAGAGUAAGGAUGAAUGAAGCACAUGGACUACAAACAUAGAAAUGCAGGGUUUCAUCAAUGCCUUUAUUAUGUCACGAAGCUUUUGUAAAUGGAUCUUAUUGUACUCCCAAGCAUUUUAAGGUCAUGCUUCUAUGAACUUUGGAAAUGUCAUUGUGCAUCCUGAAACAAACCCACAACACUAGUAACUGACUAGUUUU
Molecule: messenger RNA, 4012 nt
Organism: Xenopus laevis (African clawed frog)
Lineage: Eukaryota; Metazoa; Chordata; Amphibia; Anura; Pipidae
Product: microtubule-associated tumor suppressor 1 homolog
Exons: 7
Coding region: 433-3333 (966 amino acids)
Source: RefSeq, a predicted model, not a curated record